This is a messenger RNA of Ruditapes philippinarum (Manila clam), 942 nucleotides long. RefSeq names its product 52 kDa repressor of the inhibitor of the protein kinase-like. NCBI's taxonomy places the organism in Eukaryota, Metazoa, Mollusca, Bivalvia, Venerida, Veneridae. Gene Ontology annotation, molecular function: protein dimerization activity. The transcript is spliced from 5 exons. Bases 1 to 942 code for a protein of 313 amino acids. The record is from RefSeq and is a predicted model, not a curated record.
AUGUUCAGCCUGAUAGCAGACGAGGCAACAGACUGCGCUGCAAUGGCACAAAUGGCUCUUUGUGUGCGAUACCUGAAGGAUAGUGAGAUAAGGGAAGAAUUCCUUGGAGUACAGAUGGACUAUAUAAGGGGCCAGGGAUACGACGGGGCCUCAAAAAUGUCCGGGUUAUAUAGAGGUGUCCAAGCCAGGAUCCGCCAACAAUAUCCUGAGGCAGUUUAUACCCAUUGCAAGGCCCAUUGUUUAAACUUAGCAAUUAUUCACGCAUCCAAAUGCACGUAUGUUAGAAAUAUGAUGGCCACGGUGCAGACAGUAGCAUUUGCUUUUAACAUGUCCGCAAAACGUUUGCUAAAAUUUCAAGAAACUCUCGGAUGUGACCCCACCAGCCGUGAAGAAAUGGAAGAGCGACAGAAGCUUCAGUCGUCAUGUGAGACACGUUGGGCAGCUAGGGCCGAUGCUUUUCACACGUUUUUAUGCUUAUACAGAACUGUAGUAACAUCACUGGAAGACCUGGGUGCGAAUGGCGACACGAAGGCAGCUGCAAAUAGUCUAUCUGUGCUACAGUUUGAUUUUAUAAUCACCCUUGUAACAGCGGAGCAUGUUCUUGCUGCAGUUGUUGAACUAUCAACCAUGCUACAGCAGAAAGCCUGCCACCUCUUAAGAGCUGCCACAGAAACUAGAGUGAUAAUUGCUACAUUGAAGGCAAGCAAAAUGAAAUGCUUGGCACUUCUCAUGGUAGUGCCGGUCUCUACCGCUACUGCCGAGAGAUCGUUCUCUACAAUGCGUAGAGUUAAAUCAUACCUCCGGUCAACCAUGACAACUGAGAGGCUGUCCGGCUUGGGACUUCUGAACAUUUACCAGGAAAAGAAGCUUGAUGCUGAACGUAUUGUCGAUAUGUUUGCGGCUAAAAAAGAAAGAAGGCUGGCUUUGAUAUUUAAAGUGUAG